Messenger RNA from Pygoscelis adeliae (Adelie penguin), 756 nucleotides. RefSeq names its product chromosome unknown open reading frame, human C21orf140 (gene CUNH21orf140). The record is from RefSeq and is a predicted model, not a curated record. NCBI's taxonomy places the organism in Eukaryota, Metazoa, Chordata, Aves, Sphenisciformes, Spheniscidae.
AUGCAGCGCUUCAGGAAUCCACUUCUCAAGCACGUAAUCCACUGGGGCUGCUUUGAUGCUGCUUCAAAGAGGCAGUGCCUGCAGUAUUUAAGAGCUCUGAGGACACUGUAGCUUAACAGUUUCAACACCUUUUUUUUAGGGGAAACAGAUAUUCCAGAAAGUCUUAUAACAGGAGAAAAAAGAGCCAAGGAGGCCAGCCUCCGUUGGCCAGUAUGGACACUUGUUUACACUGGCAGCAGUCAAGGGUGGGUGCCCUGGAGGUACAAGCCUAUUAGAGGUGAUCUGCCCAUCCAUCAGCAGAACAGUAUCUUUCAAGAGUUGUGUGAUUCUCUGACCACCUCCUGUGUAAAGUGUGUAAUUGUGACUAGGGAUAAAAUGCAGCCAAUGCAUGUGGGGGCAAAAGAUGGCAAGAAGCCAGAGACGGGAACUCUGCCACCAGUCCAACCAACGAUCUACAUGUCUGGCAUUGAGUGUUGCCCUGAAGUUGCUAGAGCAAAUGGCCAUAAGCUUCUUGUUGUGCCUUCGUCUUACAACUAUCUCUAUCCUAUGGAUGUCGCCAGGUCUUCUUUGAAAUGGUUUAUUAUGAACAACAGGAAGAACUUUGCCCUGAGGUCUAUUGAGAGGACCCACUCCUAUAGGUGUAUCCUCUUCAGUGACUUGAUUGUUAAAGGAAUAGAGAUGAUGACCCCAAACAAAUGGAAGGCAGCGAUAAGAGUGAAGACAUGGGAAAACUACCACCUUGACACACUUUCUUAA